This is a messenger RNA of Monoraphidium neglectum, 2399 nucleotides long. RefSeq lists its product as hypothetical. Lineage: Eukaryota; Viridiplantae; Chlorophyta; Chlorophyceae; Sphaeropleales; Selenastraceae. The transcript is spliced from 6 exons. The annotation marks the transcript as partial. The record is from RefSeq and is a predicted model, not a curated record. Gene Ontology annotation, molecular function: protein binding.
AUGGACCGCGCCUCGGGGUCCCACGCCAAGCCGGUCAUGCCGCCGGGCGGCGGCCCGCUGGCCCCUCACAGCCACGGCUACAGCGACGGCCUCCAGAGCGCCACCCAGGCGCGCCUGACGCAUGCCAACGAGCUCGUCGCAAGUUGUUGGUCCGCCAUCGAGGCCAUGCGGGAGGGCAAGCUCAAGGCGAAGUCCUUCAAAGAGGAGGGCGGCAAGCUCAUGGGCGCCUCGUUCGCCGCGGUGCUGGCCCUGCAGGAGGUGCUCGCAGCUGCCGCCGCGGCAGCUUCCGCGGGCGGCGGCGAGGGCGGCGAGCAGCUCGCGGGGUUCUCGGUCGGCGGCGGCAGCGGCAGCGUGCAGCCGCCGCGCUUUGACAGCAUGAACAGCUUCGGAACGAGCGGCAGCAGCGCGACCAGCGGCGGCGGCGGCGGCGGCAAGCGCGCGCCGAGCCUGCUGUUUGUGCUGCGCGUCGGCGCCGAGGUCAGGAUCGGGCUCGGCCACGCGGCGUUCAUGCUGCAGCACCACGGGCAGGCGUCGUGGACCGAGCUGCUGCUCAGGCCUGGAACCGAUGCCCAGAUCAAGGCCAAGUUCAAAGAGGUCACCGCGGAGCUCAUCGCCCUGGAGGAGACGCUCUGGUCAUCCAUUGACCCCGACGCCGCCGCCCACCGCAACCUGCGGGGCUUCAGCUCUCGCCGCGACUCCCUCCUGCAGUCGUCGUCGGUCGCGACUGGCACGGGCAGCUCCGGCGGCGGCGGCGGCAGCCUCGCGAUCACGGGCAGCGCGGCCACGGGCGCGAGCAGCCGCGGCGGCAGCGGCGCGGGGACGCCGACGCCGCUGCCGUCGGGGUCCAGCGACCUCCUGCGGCAGCGCCCGGGGACGCCGGGGCCCGCCGUCGCCGCCACGGCCUCGGCGCCGGCCGCGUCCAGCGCGCCGUCCGAGGGCGGCGGCGGCGGCGGCGUCGUCGCCAAGACGGCGCGCAUCACGCUGCGGGAGGCGUCGCGUGCGCACGGCAAGGUGGCCGGCCUCAUCUUCUUCCCGGACGCAGACGCGUCGGCGCGCCACCCCGGCGGCGGCGGCGACGGCGGCUGCGCGCGCGGCGGCGGCGGGUGCGGCGGGUGCAUCGGGUACGUGGCUUGGGCGGAGCAGGGGAACCUGAAGCUUGUCAACCUCACGUCAUGCAUCGAGCUCGUGAUUUCGGGCGCGGGCGAGGGGCUCGUGGCGAUGUGCCACGAUCCAAGGGGCCUGAUUUGGGGCGGCCACGAGGACGGUCAGCUGCGCGUGUCGUCGCUCUCUACGUCGUCGGCCGCGGCGCCGCCGCUGCGCGUCGCGCCGGCGUGCACGCACGUGACGGCGCUCGCGGUUGAUCCGGGGACAGGCCUGGUUUGGGUUGGGACAGAGGCCGGCACUAUCACUGUGGUCAGGUUCGUCGCCCCGAGCGCCACCAACAGCACCGGCAGCGGCGGCAGCAGCAGCAGCGCGGGCGCCGGCGGCGGCGGCGGCGGCGGCUGCCGCGCUCUCGGGCGGCUCGAGUUGGAGCGGGUGCUGUACCACCCUGACUACGCGCAGCCGGCGUCAUCCUUCGAUGGCGAUGACGCCCUCCGCGCGACUGGCAGCUCGGAGGUCGCCUCCCGCCGCUGGCCGGCGCCGCCCGCGCCCUGCUUCGUGCGCCGCCACCUCAACCGCAUCAGCCGGAUUAGUAACGGCGACGACGAGGGCGGCGGGGCGAGCGGCGGCUCCGCCUCGGGCGCUAGGCUGCCCGGCCCCCCCCAGCCGCCGCACUCCGGGCCCGUCGCGGCCGUCGUCGCCGCGGCCGGCCGCGUGUUCACCGCCGGCGGCGGCGGGCGCGCCGGCGCCACCAUCUUCGCCUGGGAAAGCGCGCCGCCGCACGCGUGCGCGGGGGCCGCGGGGCGCGAGUCGACGCAGUGGCUGCGGUCGCCGGUCGCGUCCAUGGCAGCCAUUCGUUGGUCGGAGCUCGCCGGCGCCGGCGGCGGCGCGGGCGGCGCGGAGGUGCACAUCAUAACGGGCCACGAGAACGGGCAGGUCCUGAUGUGGGACGUGGCCAGCGGGUACCCCCAGCCGGUGCUGGUGCUGUCGCGGGGGCGCGGCCUGGUCAAGGCGCUGGGGGUGCUGCCGGACCUCGGGCUGCUCGCAACGGCGCACAACAACGCCAAGAUCACCCUCCAGAAGCUCAACCCUGACAUCAGGGUGCCCCCCCGCGGGGACGCGUCCGUCGGCGUGUGGCAGCCGCGCGCGGUCUCGCUGCAGGCCCAUCGCUUCAGCCUCGCCGCGAUGGCGACGGGCCCCAGCUUCCUGCUGUCUUCCGCAGCCGGCGGCAGCGUGAAGCUGACCGGGCAGGGCGCGAUCAGGGCGAUGGCGCAGGAGGCGGGGAUCAAGCUGCCCAG